GCUCCGGCCCGGGGGCAGCGGCCGCGGGGCUCCCGCCGGGGACCGGGGACGUACACCGACCGGGGGGGGCUGGGCAGCGUCUGCUUGCUUGGCUGUGAGCGGCACGGCCGGGCCGGUGCGUGGGUCUGCCGCUGCGAUUGAGCGGCGAGGCGGCAGAGGGUGGAUAUCGUCACAGGGGCUGAGCCACUGCUCCCAAAAAGUUAGGAUUUUCCCCCCCCCCCCCUCUUUCUUAAGGAGAGGGGAGGAGGAAUAAGGAGGGAGACGGCGGAGCAGGUUCGGCUUGGCUAAUCGCGAGUGUUAUGCAGCACUACAGAAACCGCUUUCCUGGAUACCUGUCCCAGGCUGAGCUCCUGCUCGAUAAGCUGACGCUACCGGGAGAAGCUAUUUGAGACGAGGGUGGUACAGAAAUUACCUCAUGCUGUUCCCGAUCGGCGCCGAGUAUUAAUUCCAGUGACCUCUACAGUAGUAUGGAUAUGCAACUCUUUUCGAUCAAGAAGUACCUCAGCUGCAGGGCAAAAUACAAGGACAUAAACUGCUGACCUCCUCUCAGCAUCAGGACCAGACAAACUACCCUACAUUUUACCAUCAAAAACAGUUGAAAAACACCUUUCAGAAAAGCUGAUCAACCCAUGACAUCAGUGGCCAUCUUUUGUAAAACACAUUUUAUGUACAUCUGCUGAGAUCCUUUUUCUACCUACCACAUGGUUCUAUAUUACUUACUGGGCACUGAUGGUCGCCUCCAGAAAGUGCAGCUUCAAAUGGUCAACCUCAUCCUUUAGCAAGAAGAAAAUCUGGAUACCGGAUACCAACAACGUCUUCAGAGAAAAUGGUAUACGAAGGAAAACGAUUAGUUUCCUACCAUUGUUUCUUCCUGCUAACAGCCAAAUUCUACUGGAUACUCACCCUGAUGCAAAGAACUCAUGGCCAGGAAUAUGCCCACUCCAUCCGACUGGAUGGGGACAUCAUCUUGGGAGGACUGUUCCCCGUCCAUGCAAAAGGGGAUAGAGGGGUGCCUUGUGGGGAGCUCAAGAAGGAGAAAGGGAUCCACAGACUAGAGGCAAUGCUGUAUGCAAUUGAUCAGAUUAAUAAAGACCCUGAUCUUCUUACCAAUAUCACCUUAGGUGUCCGGAUCCUUGAUACGUGUUCCAGGGACACUUAUGCAUUGGAGCAGUCCUUAACGUUUGUGCAAGCACUGAUAGAAAAAGAUGGUUCAGACGUGAAGUGUGCUAAUGGUGACCCACCUAUUUUCACUAAGCCAGACAAGAUAUCAGGUGUGAUAGGUGCUGCAGCAAGUUCUGUGUCCAUUAUGGUUGCGAAUAUUUUAAGACUUUUUAAGAUACCUCAAAUCAGCUAUGCAUCUACAGCUCCAGAACUGAGCGAUAAUACCAGGUAUGACUUCUUUUCUCGAGUGGUACCUCCGGACUCCUACCAAGCACAGGCCAUGGUUGACAUUGUGACGGCCCUUGGGUGGAACUAUGUCUCGACACUGGCUUCUGAAGGCAAUUAUGGAGAGAGUGGCGUGGAGGCUUUCACCCAGAUCUCCAGAGAAAUUGGAGGCGUUUGCAUUGCUCAGUCACUCAAAAUCCCUCGGGAACCAAGGCCAGGAGAGUUUGAAAAGAUCAUCAAGCGUUUGUUGGAAACUCCAAAUGCUCGAGCAGUGAUCAUGUUUGCAAAUGAAGAUGAUAUUAGGCGAAUACUGGAAGCAGCCAAAAAAGCUAAUCAGUCUGGACAUUUCCUCUGGAUUGGUUCAGAUAGUUGGGGGUCAAAAAUUUCUCCAGUUCAGCAGCAGGAAGAGAUUGCGGAAGGAGCAGUAACCAUUCUGCCUAAAAGAACAUCAAUAGAUGGAUUUGAUAGAUAUUUUCGGAGCCGAACACUUGCUAACAAUCGAAGAAAUGUAUGGUUUGCAGAAUUUUGGGAGGAGAACUUUGGAUGCAAGUUAGGAUCACAUGGAAAAAGAAACAGCAAUAUCAAGAAGUGCACAGGCUUAGAAAGAAUUGCAAGAGAUUCAGCCUAUGAACAAGAAGGAAAAGUUCAGUUUGUAAUUGAUGCAGUAUAUUCCAUGGCCUAUGCACUACACAACAUGCAUAAAGAUCUCUGUCCUGGAUAUAUUGGUCUAUGCCCAAGGAUGAGCACUAUUGAUGGUAAAGAACUACUUAGUUAUAUCCGGGCGGUAAACUUUAAUGGGAGUGCUGGAACACCUGUUAUCUUCAAUGAAAAUGGAGAUGCUCCAGGACGCUAUGAUAUUUUUCAGUAUCAAAUCACCAACAAGAGUACAGAAUACAAAAUAAUUGGUCAGUGGACUAACCAACUUCAUCUAAAUGUAGAAGACAUGCAGUGGGCUAAUAGAGAACACACUCAUCCAGCAUCUGUCUGCAGCCUGCCCUGUAAAGCUGGGGAAAGAAAGAAAACUGUGAAGGGAGUGCCCUGCUGCUGGCACUGCGAACGCUGUGAGGGGUACCAUUACCAAGUGGAUGAAUUCAACUGUGAACUGUGCCCCAUUAAUAAACGACCAAACGCCAACCGUACAGAUUGCCAGCUUAUCCCUAUAAUCAAACUCGAGUGGCAUUCUCCUUGGGCCAUCGUGCCUGUCUUCAUAGCUAUUCUCGGUAUAAUUGCCACCACCUUUGUGAUUGUGACAUUUGUCCGGUACAAUGACACACCGAUCGUCAGGGCCUCUGGACGGGAGCUGAGUUACGUGCUCUUAACUGGGAUUUUUCUCUGUUACUCCAUUACUUUUCUAAUGAUUGCAAGUCCUGAUACAGUGGUCUGUUCGUUUCGAAGAAUCUUUUUAGGCCUUGGCAUGUGUUUCAGCUAUGCUGCUCUGCUUACGAAAACAAACAGGAUUCACAGAAUAUUUGAACAAGGUAAAAAAUCUGUCACAGCUCCCAAAUUUAUUAGUCCAGCUUCCCAGCUGGUGAUCACUUUCAGCCUCAUAUCCAUGCAGCUUAUUGGAGUCUUCAUCUGGUUUGCUAUCGAUCCACCACAUACUAUUGUAGACUAUGGAGAGCAAAGGACACUUGAUCCAGAAAAUGCCAGGGGAGUUCUCAAAUGUGACAUUUCAGAUCUUUCUCUCAUAUGUUCCCUUGGAUACAGUAUUCUCUUGAUGGUCACAUGCACUGUUUAUGCUAUUAAAACAAGAGGGGUUCCAGAGACCUUCAACGAAGCAAAACCCAUUGGAUUUACUAUGUACACAACCUGCAUAAUUUGGUUAGCUUUUAUUCCAAUCUUUUUUGGUACGGCACAAUCAGCAGAGAAGAUGUACAUCCAGACAACAACACUUACUGUCUCCAUGAGUUUAAGUGCUUCUGUGUCUCUAGGCAUGCUCUACAUGCCCAAGGUUUAUAUUAUCAUUUUUCAUCCAGAGCAGAAUGUUCAAAAACGGAAGCGGAGCUUCAAGGCGGUAGUGACAGCUGCCACAAUGCAAAGCAAACUGACCCAAAAAGGAAAUGACAGACCAAAUGGCGAGGUCAAAACUGAACUGUGCGAAAGUCUUGAAACCAACAGUAAGUCAUCUGUAGACUUUCCAAUGGUCAAGAGUGGCAGCACUUCUUAACAGAUCCUCAUCUACCAAGACAACUUAUGUCAGUUACAGCAAUCAGACAAACAACUAAGCAGGGAUGAAAUUCACUGGAAGACCUGCAGGAUGGGAUCUUGCAAACAAAGACUUACCACCAUCAGAAUUCAGUCUUGGAAAUAUCAGUAGACUACAUUCAAAUCAAUAGUCAGUCUCCUAAAGGAAAAGGAUUAAAUGAGAGACAAAAGGCAAAAAGAGACAGGGGAAGGAAAAGUCCAGUUUUAUAACAUAGAGACGGUGUCGAGCUUCUGAACUGUUCACUCACAAGAAGAAGCAAAUCACAAAAGUAAAACAAAUGUUAGCUUGUGAAAAAAAAAUGCUGUUGAAAUAAAUCAUGUCUAAUGUUAUAUUUGUAAGUAUUUUUUUGUGAUUGUGACUAUUUCCUUUCCUGUCCUACACUGUUCAACUCGUAAAAGAAGAUGAGUUUGUUUCUUGUGACGGCUGACUGAAUUAAGUCCUGGGUUAUGCUAAAAUAAAUGCAAUGGUCAACGCAUGCUAAUUUUUAUACAAAUAAUUUAUUUCUAAUAAUAAAGGAAUGUUUUGCAAAUGUUGAGACUUGUUUUGUUGCAGUUUUAAGGAAAAAAAAAGUCCUUACACUGUUGUCUAUUGUUUGUUUAGAAUGUGCAGUAAAGGUGGGUGUACAAAUAAAAUAAUAAUCAUGGCAUCAGACGAAUGCAGUGUAAACUCUAAGCAUAUGUGUGUGUGUGUGUAUGUGUGCACACGUGUGUGUAUGUACGUGCAUGCCUGCAUGCAUGUGUGUGUGUGUACUUUGCAGUGUGUGCAUUUAUUUGUUCAAAGCUUUGUGGCUAUAUUUUCUACGGAAGGCUUUUUCCCCCUCCUCACCCUCAAAGUAACUGCAUUUUAUAUGUUUGUAAAGUGAAGAAGUCCUGAUUAUUUUGUAUGAUUGUAUUCUAUUUUUGAACCCUCACUAAUAAUUUUGAUCCUUUUCAUUUCUGAAACUUACAGUUUGUAAGACUUUAUGACAGCAAGACUGGAUUAAGCUGAAAGUCUAUUCAGCCUGACAGGGGAAUGUAGCAGAUGCUUAUCUCAAUAAAGGUGACUUUGAAAUAACAAGAGAGAAAUCAAUGGAGAAUUUGGAAAGCACUAAACUAGUGUACAUAUGUACUACUCCCUUGUUAACACAUAAAAAACAAUGGAAUAGAUGUCCAUCUGCAAUCUUCACAUCUUCCAACUUCCACGUCAAAUGAUUGUGUGUGCAUUACUACUGAUUAUGCAAAGACAAAGAGAAACUUAUAUAGAGAUCUACCAUGUUAAUAAACCCCUCCAAAGAUGUUUAAAAAUGUCAGCUAGGAACUUUCUACUUUGUUACUAUACCUGUGUUGUUCUUUAAGAAUUUUUUACUCCAUAUACUGCAUACAAUUUGUCAUCAAUGGGUCUUCACAAUCAGUUUAUUAAAUGUUAUUUCUCCUGAAUUAGCCUGGAUGGCUCCUUCUGCCUUUUUAUCUCAAAGGAGCUGUAUUUUUUUAACACAUCUUCAAGAAGGUGUGGUCGGUCUUAAAUUAAAUGGAUGAAAUUUGAAGUAUCUGAAACUGAAAUUGUUUCUAUUACAAUAUCAACAUUUGAACUUCAGCACAGUCAGCAAACUGCAUGGCAGUGAAUUUCCAUUUUCAAAAUAGUUGACAAAAUAUAGUUAGUUUUUCCUAGAAUUGAAAUGCUGGAAUUAUUAACUGAUGAUUGCUUUGGUGUAGUGUGGGUUUGUGCAUUUAGUAUGUGUGAUAUACUGUGUGAAAAUUCCCCUUUUGACUACAUGACAAUCACAUCAAUCCCAAACCCAUAAACUAAUAGGUGCUUAAUUUUAAGUAUAUGAGUAAUGUAGCUAAUGCAAUGAGACCUGAAAAAAAACCACAUUAAAACACUUUUUAUUCUGUUUUGUUAGCUAGUGUCUCAUAAAAUCAAAAGUUUUUGUGAAAAUUAAUUGAUUCAGUCAAUGUUUUAACAAGACAGACUUCCUUGUCUAGGAUGAAUUUCCUAAGAGAGAAAAAGAGAGAAAAGCAGAGAAUAUGUUUUACCUGAAAAACAGUAUUUUUGUACAGUUUUCUUUGAAGAAACCUGUGAAAAGUUUAGGUUUCAAUCCACAAUUAAAAAUUUCCAAAUGUUUUGUCUGUAAUAUCUAUACAUAAUAACGUAAGCAUAGCAAUAUGCAUUUGAAGAAGCAGUACAUAGGAAUUCCCUUUAAAACACAUUUCAUAUACACAUAAACAUAUUGUAUAUACACAUAAAGAUUAAUAUAUAAAUUAUUAGUAUCUUCCACUUUCAUAGUACUCCAUAGAAAAUGUUAUUCUGAACAGAUUUACUGAGACCAAUAUGCACUUUUUUGGGUUGAACAGUUGGCUAGAAAUAGAAUGCAAAUUGCUCUGUGCAUUUUCUAUAUCAUUCUGUCUGAAACAUACUAUAAUAAGCCUAUGAGUCUCACUGGUAUUAAUGUAACUUAUCAGAUAAAUGAGCACACAGUAUAAAUCAUGGAAUGAGCUAGGACACUUUAAAAUAUGACAGAACAGCACUGGUCUACAGAUUUCACUUCUAUCGAGUAGUUAUGUGCAGUUUAAGCAUUUGAAUAGAAUGUUGUAUAUCUAUCUCCUGUAACUGUAUAGCUUACCACUACAUUUUAAAAUAGCAUAUAUGCCAUUUGAUCGAUUGCUUAUAGAUCUACAUAUUCUGGUUAAAUUUUAAAGAGAAAAAUUCAGUGACAGAAGAGGUAAGCAUUACUUCUCCCAGUUUCAAUGGUACCUUAUUUAAUGCACCUUUAACACUUGCAUUCAGAAAACACCAUUUCAUAUUUUCCAUGCAUGUUUCGCUUGCUGUGGAAGAUUACCUCCUAUAAUCUAAUCAUGAAAUGGACUUUUUCUCAGCAAGAGGUCAUUUCUUUUUAAGUUUCUCCUAAAAUUUCACUAGCUAAUAUGAAAGCAAAAUAUAUGUGUCACUAAUCCUUAUUAUGUUUCCUUAGAAAGCAAACAAUUGUGAUUAAUGGCAUACAGCAAGUACAAGAAGGAAUAGAUCUCGUCUGUGGACUGCCUCCUUUUCUUCUGAAUAUAUGUAAACUACAUUGUCUUUUAGCUUCUUACUUCACUUAAAUUUUAGCUUCUUACUUGGCUUACACUUACCAGUAAGAUCAUGAGAACAGCAUAAUACAUUUGGUGGAAAUAAUCUCUUGCAUUUGUGCAAUGAUAACAAGCUGGCUAAUGUGAAAGACAUAUUCAGCUGAAAAUAUUUUGGUUAUGAUAACUUUAAGGAAAUUGGAAACCUUAAUAAUGAGUCUAUUCAAAUUUGUUAUUGGGAAAUUAACUACAAAUUAGGAAUGUGUUAAACUUGUUUCAGUAAAAGACUUAUGAAUAUUUUCAAAGUUUGUCUAUAAAAGGUCACCAUAGAAUUCUUUGCACAUUUCACGAAUGUUGAUAUAUCUAUAAUUCUUCCAUCACAUUGAAACAUUAAAUUAAUGAAGACCAAUACUUUUUCUCCUUUGGCAUUAUAGUAUGAAAGUGGGUGGUUAGUUCCCAGGAACUUACUAUUUUCAAUGGUACAGCAGCAGGGAAAACAAGAAAAUAGCAGUGUCCCCCAGAGCUAAAACAAUGGUAGAAGUACAGUAAGAAGCACAAUAUCAUAAAUGGCAAAAAAAAGUUUUUGUUUGUAUUACAUAAAUAACUUGUCUCUCGGUAGAAGUGGAGCCAUAUGACAAUGUACAGACAUACAUAUAUAAUAAAAAAAAGAGCAGCGACAAAACCACUGUACCUGGCACCCUUCUGGAAGCAGCAGAAAAUAUUGGAAAGUCCCAAUGUCAAAAAACUGUCUGCUCCAAAGUAUCCAUGCUGAUCUCUGUCAAGGGCACAUGCCAUCCCCUCUGUGUGCGUUUAAUCUUACAUAUUCCACAGAACUGCAGCAACCAAAUAUGACAAAAUUAGCAACGGGAGACAUCAGAACUAAUGGUGGGUGAGGUAGCAUAUGAGAACAUGGAUUCAUUUUUCUUUGACAUUGAAGAAAAUAUUAUGAUUCUGUCCAAGGGAUAUGAACAACUUCUGCAAAGACCUGCAAAUAAAAAUAUUUUAACACCUUAUUCCCAAGCAGUAGGCUGUGAUAAAAUGUUACAUCUUGUCCUUUAAUAUGGCACUUGUCUUUCUGUAAAUGUAUUGGCUCAUUCUCUUUUGUCACUGACUAACUCAGUGCUGGGAUUCUGAAAAUAUCUGGAGCCUUCCUGGCCCAUGAGAUACUAGUCUGAUGCAGAAAUGGAAAUUAUUUUCCAAAACAGGAGGAAAGAUUCUCCAUAAAAUUGACAUUUUCUCGCUUAAGAUCAUUAUUUUGUGGGACAUGCUAUUUAAACAAAACCAACUAAAUUUCCAGCUCACCAGUGUAUUAAAUAUGUUAAAUGGACUAUGUCUGACAGCUUCAAUUACUAUCUGUUAGAAGGUGGUGGUUUUUAGUAUUGAUCAGUUGCAGAAGUAUCACACAUAGAAACACAGACAAUGGCCAAUAGAAGCAUUACAGAAUGUCCUGUUCUAUAAUGUCUUCUAAUAUCUACAAUACUGAUAGUGCACUAAAUUUAUUCUUAUCCCAAAGGAAGUAAAAGAUAAAUUGCAUUGCUAGAAUCAGUUCUUAUUUCAUGCAAAUGUGCCUUGGAGGGUCUUUGAACAAGUGAUAAGCCAAAGUUUAGUACUGUUCUGCAUUUUUUUCUGCAAGAUUCAUGUAAUUAAAAAUUGUUAUAUGCAAUGCUAGUUUCAAAGCCUUUUUUUGCUUCCUGUCUAUCUGAUACAGCACAUA
Cuculus canorus (common cuckoo) is the source of this 8344-nucleotide messenger RNA. RefSeq names its product glutamate metabotropic receptor 8 (gene GRM8). Gene Ontology annotation, biological process: regulation of synaptic transmission, glutamatergic; G protein-coupled glutamate receptor signaling pathway. The record is from RefSeq and is a predicted model, not a curated record. Lineage: Eukaryota; Metazoa; Chordata; Aves; Cuculiformes; Cuculidae. Gene Ontology annotation, cellular component: membrane. Bases 827 to 3553 code for a protein of 908 amino acids. The transcript has 11 exons. Gene Ontology annotation, molecular function: group III metabotropic glutamate receptor activity.